Molecule: messenger RNA, 2712 nt
Organism: Spea bombifrons (plains spadefoot toad)
Lineage: Eukaryota; Metazoa; Chordata; Amphibia; Anura; Pelobatidae
Gene: CNOT3
Product: CCR4-NOT transcription complex subunit 3
Exons: 21
Coding region: 381-2588 (735 amino acids)
Biological process (GO): regulation of DNA-templated transcription; nuclear-transcribed mRNA poly(A) tail shortening; regulation of stem cell population maintenance
Cellular component (GO): P-body; CCR4-NOT core complex; nucleus
Source: RefSeq, a predicted model, not a curated record
AAGCCUAUGCAACCAAUUAACUUGUUUUCUCGCCCGUCCUCGGGAGAAGAGCUCCUUGUUUUUAGAAUACCAUUGGUCAUAAAAUAAUUAACGUUGGAAAAAUAGACCCAAAACAACCCUCAAACCGGAAGCGGCUUUCCCCCACCUUUCUCCAUCCUUCUGGGGGCGGUAGGUGGUGUACCAAUGCACUUAGGAUAUCUGUUGCCCAUGUACCAAGAGUCACAACGAGAGCUUCAAGUGUAGAACCCUGCCUGCUAAGUAGGCUAUCAUCGGGUGUCUCUCGUAGUCCCUGUGGUCAAGUCACUCGGCCUCUGCUGAGCAAGUGGAAAGCAUCCUGCUUUUGUAAAGUAUGAAGAAAACCCAUCUCUAGUGAAGGAAAUAUGGCGGAUAAAAGAAAACUACAGGGUGAGAUUGAUCGGUGUUUGAAAAAGGUUUCGGAAGGAGUUGAGCAGUUUGAAGACAUCUGGCAAAAGCUUCACAAUGCAGCAAAUGCCAACCAGAAAGAGAAGUAUGAGGCAGACUUGAAGAAGGAGAUUAAGAAGCUACAGAGAUUGCGGGACCAAAUAAAGACAUGGGUAGCAUCCAAUGAGAUCAAAGACAAAAGGCAGCUUAUUGACAACCGGAAGCUAAUAGAAACCCAAAUGGAAAGGUUUAAAGUGGUAGAGAGGGAGACAAAGACGAAAGCGUACUCCAAGGAAGGACUUGGUCUCGCUCAGAAGGUGGACCCAGCCCAGAAGGAGAAGGAAGAGGUUGGCCAGUGGCUAACGAGCACGAUCGACGCGUUGAACAUGGGAGUUGAUCAGUUUGAAAGCGAGGUGGAAUCUUUGUCGGUACAAACAAGAAAAAAGAAAGGAGAUAAGGAUCAGAAGCAGGACAGGAUAGAGGGGCUGAAGCGGCACAUAGAGAAGCAUAGGUACCACAUCCGAAUGCUGGAGACCAUCCUGCGAAUGUUGGACAACGACUCCAUCAAUGUGGAUGCGAUCCGGAAGAUCAAAGACGACGUCGAGUAUUAUGUGGACUCUUCCCAAGACCCUGACUUCGAGGAGAAUGAGUUCCUGUACGAUGACCUUGAUUUAGAAGACAUUCCACAGGCGCUGGUAGCUACUUCCCCGCCAAGCCACAGUCAUAUGGAGGAUGAGAUCUUUAACCAAUCUAGCAGCACUCCCACCUCAACUACAUCAAGUUCCCCUAUCCCACCCAGUCCGGCCAACUGUACCACGGAAAAUUCUGAAGAUGAUAAAAAGGUUCGGGGCCGAUCGACAGACAGUGAAAUUAGUCAGUCACCUGCAAAGAAUGGCUCAAAAAGUGUUCACAACAACCACCAUCCGCUGUCCCCGGCUGUGACUACAAGUUACCAAAUAGGAAGCAAUUCCAGCACAUCGUCUUCUCUUGGGAACGGGCCGGGAACCAACAGCAAUGGAGCCGUAUCUAACAGCAGCAGCAACAGCAGCAGCAGCAGCAACAGCAGCACGGGCAGCAAUAGCGGGAGCAGCAGCAAAAACAACCCAACCGCAGCGCACACGCCUGGUACACCCACCCCGUACGCACAGGCGGUGGCACCCCCGCCAUCCAACACAAACACCUCCCAGCCGAGGCCACCCAGCGCCCAGCAGAACUCGAGCAAGCAGAACGGAGCCACAAGUUACAGCUCGGUGGUGGCGGAGAACUCUACAGACUCCGCUCUCAGUAACAGCGGCCAGCCGCAAUCCAACCAGUCCGUGAUCCACAACCCCCCGGCCAGCACCCCGAAGGAGCCCAGCAGCGUGCCUCCGCCGCCCAGCAGUGGUAGUAGCAACAGCACUGCACCCAGUUUAUUGCUGCCCUUAACUGUAAAUCCUCCAAGUUCACCCACGCCGACCUUCAACGAGCCAAAACCUAGCCAGCCGCUACUGAAUGGGCCGCCGCAGUUCAACUCUACGCCAGAGAUCAAGGCACCGGAGCCGCUGAGUACAUUGAAAUCAAUGGCAGAACGAGCAGCUAUUGGAUCGAGCUUAGAAGACCAAGUUCCUACCAUUCACCUGGCUGAACGAGAAAUCCUCAUCACUACAACCGCAACGCAGCCUCCUGUCACGCAGCCCCCGACGCAGCUUUCUGAAGUGAACAUCCCGCUGUCGCUGGGUGUGUGCCCGCUGGGUCCUGUCCCACUUACUACAGAUCAGCUUUAUCAGCAAGCAAUGGAAGAUGCAGCUUGGCAUCAUAUGCCUCACCCGUCUGACUCUGAAAGAAUACGACAGUACCUCCCGCGGAAUCCAUGUCCAACACCCCCAUAUCACCACCAGAUGCCACCGCCUCACUCGGACACGGUGGAAUUCUAUCAGCGACUCUCCACCGAGACACUCUUCUUCAUCUUCUAUUAUCUGGAGGGCACUAAAGCACAGUAUUUGGCGGCCAAAGCGCUGAAGAAGCAAUCCUGGAGGUUUCACACCAAAUACAUGAUGUGGUUUCAGAGACAUGAAGAGCCCAAGACAAUAACAGAUGAAUUUGAACAGGGCACAUACAUCUACUUUGACUACGAGAAAUGGGGCCAGAGGAAGAAAGAAGGAUUCACAUUUGAAUAUCGUUAUCUGGAAGAUCGUGAUUUACAAUGACUUCUCCAACACAUUCAGCCUUCCAGUUUGACACGGGCAACACAGCAACUGAGGAAUGGAGAGGGGAGGGAUGGAUGAGCGUCUUCUCUGUCCCGUUCCCACACAGCGUUGGGAGGAGGGAAAA